Messenger RNA from Physcomitrium patens, 1333 nucleotides. RefSeq lists its product as uncharacterized. The record is from RefSeq and is a predicted model, not a curated record. Lineage: Eukaryota; Viridiplantae; Streptophyta; Bryopsida; Funariales; Funariaceae.
CCGGUCGCACAUUGGUACUGGGGCUGUGGCCCUUUUCUAUAUGUGCAGUGGAUUUCCGUCCCCUGUCUCUCGUUGCACUGGUCCCCGAGACGGAGUUGGAGCUCUCAUUCACCUUCAUCGGAUUCGGGAAAGCCUCGCUCGUCUCCUCUGUCAGUCGCUAGAGCUCGAGGAGCAGUGCGCAAUUUAUGAGAGGAGGUGGUUUUGCUCUUGUUAGGGAAAUUGGAGCAUAGAAAAAUUGGAGUUAUCAUGCCCUCGCUGGGGCUGUGCAGGCCCCCCUUUGUCGCUGCCGCGAAUGCGCAGUCACAUUGCACUUCCUCUUGCUCCUCGGCCUCCACCUCAGUGUCGAGUUUCAUUGUGGGCGGGAUCAGGCGGUGCGGAAGCGGGAAAUGGCGAUGGAAGGAAGCGUCCAGCAGAGCGCCGUGGUCGCGGCCCCGGGGUCAUGCGGAGUGUGGGGCGCAAGGAGGCGAUAGUGAGGUUCAAUCUUUUGGUGCUAGUAGAAGACCCGGUGAAUCGUGGAGGUCUUAUGCUUAUGGCGACGAUAUUCCUACGCAAGCCGAGACUGUCACUCAAGGCACACAAACUGUACAAACAGAUUACAAGCCGACUCCAGAUUUAGAUUACUUGCAGGAGCUUCUAGCAAUUCAACAGAAUGGACCAAGGGCUAUAGGCUUUUUUGGAACUCGGAACAUGGGGUUCAUGCACCAGCAACUCAUUGAGAUUCUUAGUUAUGCGAUGGUUAUCACGAAUAAUCAUAUAUAUACAUCUGGAGCAGCGGGAACAAAUGCGGCGGUUAUAAGGGGAGCAUUGAGAGCUGAAAGACCAGACCUUCUUACUGUAAUUCUGCCUCAGAGCUUGAAGAAGCAACCGCCUGAAAGUCAAGAUCUCCUAGCUAAGGUUAAAAAUGUUGUGGAGAUGCCUCACAACGAUCAUUUGCCGUUGAUUGAAGCUAGCAGACUGUGCAAUAUGGACAUUGUAACACAUGUGCAACAAGUUAUCUGCUUUGCCUUUCAUGAUAGUAAGUUGCUCAUGGAGACUUGUAGUGAAGCAAAAAAUAUGCGCAAGAUAGUUACCCUUUUCUAUCUAGAUUGACGAUGUUUGGUAGUGACGAAUUUGUGAGGAUAUCAUCCGCUAUCGAUCCUCACAUUUAUAAUUGAGCACUCGAACAUGCUUUUGUUGGAAGAGCAAUCUCCUAGAACGUAGUCGAUUCUUUCUUCAAGCAUUUGAAGCUCCACUCUGGUAAAUCUUCUGGUCUCUUCAGAUAGAGUUAAAGCUUUUGAGAUCACCAGUUAUUCCGAUCAUCUCGUAAUAAAUUGAUGUUUCUUGACGAUGUUCA